GCUGUUUUGUUACUAUAAUUCAUUGAAGCGUCGCGGGCUGUAGUUUGCCGACCCCUGUGCUAGAAUUUAAUAAAUAUUCUCAACUGUUUCAUUUGUAAAAAAUUCAAACAUUUUUUAUUAUGAAUUCGCUAUAUUUUUGCAUUCUAGACAUAUUAUACAUCCCCUUAGGCAUGCACUACCGUCAACAAACCAGUUUUUUCUUAAAAGGUGGUAACAAGUGAUAUUAAACUAAUUCCUUCCGGCCAUAUAUUUGUGAUAGGAAUAUCAUUAUUUGUUUACACAAAUUAUACAAUCGUGCUGCUACCAACAACUGCCAUGUCGUUGCAGUGUUAUAGAUCCAAUAUACCGAAUUUACUGUUUUGAAUUUCAGCAUGAUGAUAAUUUUUUGCACUAUUUUUUACUUCCAUCACGUUUUUAGUUGGAAAUAUAUUUAUUUAUGUGUGAAUUUGAAAUUUAGAUAAAAAAAAGAUUUGAAAAAAUUAUUUGAAAACAGUUUUGCUUAAGCAUGUAGAAAAUAUAAAUAUCAAAAUAUCAAAUCCUGUUGCUAUGCUUUUUAAUAGUAAAACACAAAAAUAUUCGGUGAACAUACACUACCUCAUUUACCAAAUACACCCACAGACUAAAUUUGGCAUUUCCUAUUGGCAACCCUUCCUAUUUAUCAUUGAACUAUGUUGCAUUCUUCUAAUUUAUGUUCCAAUAAUAAUAUAAUAUGAAUAUUCAUAUAUGUCAGGGUCCGGCUAUAUCUUUCAACGAUUCGUUCAUCAUAAUUAUUGUGAGCAUCAUAAUUUCAUAUUUAUAUAAUAAAAAUAAUAUAAUUUGGAGAUUCAGAACUUCUAAUUUUUUAAUUAUAUCUUCUUUUUAAAGGUAUUUUUAACUAUUUAUCAUUAAAAAUGGCUCAAAUUGAUGAUUCGAUUGUUUACAUGUUUGACUCGAAAUUGUUAGAAGGUCUCGAUCUUACUCAGUAUAAUGUUUGUUCCUCUUACUUAAAACCUGGAGAUGGGCUGAUACUCAGGCCUAUGUCAACCAAGGAUUUUCAGAAAGGUUUCAUUGAUGUUGUCAAUCAAUUAACACUCGCAGGAGAUGUCACUGAAGAAAAAUUUCAAGACAGAUUUAAUAGUAUGAAGAAAGCUGGUUGUUAUUAUCCGUUAGUUGUUGAAGAUACCGAAGCAGAUUCGGGCCGGGGAAGAAUUGUUGCAACUGGGACUCUAAUUGUGGAAGAGAAAUUCAUUCAUACUUGUGCUUUGAGGGGAAGAGUGGAGGAAGUUGUAGUUGAUAGUAAAUACAGAGGACAAAAGUUGGGAAAAAUAAUUCUGGCUGUUGUCACUGCACUGAGUAAGAAACUAACUUGCUACAAAACAACACUGGAAUGCAAAGUGGAAAACAUCGGGUUUUAUCAAAUAUUUGGCUACGUUCCUGACGAAGAAAAGUUCAUGCAGUGUAGAUUCAGACAAUGAAUGCUGUAAAAUGAUAUGUUCACCUCAGAUUAGCAAAUCUAUUGUAGGCAAUUAUAAUCCUAUAUUUCCUAAAUGUUAUUAAUUUCUACCUAUUUAUUGGCAGUGCAAUUUAAUGCAGUACAAAGCGAUCGUUUACCAGCGAAAUUAUAUAUAGAUUGUAGAUUGCUGGAUUACAUAUAGAUUGUAGAUUGUCUCAGCCCUUUGAAAUUUGAAUGUUUCAGUAAUUCUGUUUCAAGAGCUAUUAAUAGUUAAAUUGAAAUUGUUUAAUUUUCUAUUGUUGUCGAAGUAGUGCUUGAUACAGUAAAGCACGAGAAAGAAACAGACAUUGAAGCAUUUUUGCAUAUGAAUAUUUGUGAUGUGUGCUAUUUUUUCUUAAACAUACACUGUCUUGUGAGAUAAAUGUGAACCAAAUAUGUCUCUUUUGAACAAUGCAAUCUGUUACCUAACAACGAAGCCAAAAUGGAACAAAAACUAGUAUACCGUGACCCGUAUAUAAACGUCACUUACGUUAGUAUGGUCAUUAUGUUUGUAAAGUUUGUUUGUAACCUUUAACUCAGAUAAGCUUCAGAUUUUUGAAUUCCCUGACGAUUUUUUGUUCCAUAUUUUGAUUUCUUCAUUUUUUUUGUGAUUAAUUGCCUUCUAAUUAUAUCAUGACCAACUUUGGAGUUCAAUCACAUUCUUUGCCAUAUUGCUGCUUGUGUUUUUGCACGUGUUUGUUAUUUUUGAAAGUAGGAAAUUCAUGUACACAAUUUAGUAUAUGCAUAAUAAUUAGUAUUCGCAAUAUCAUUGUGUCGUUUCUUUUAUAAAAGGAGUUUGUGAGACAGA
Styela clava is the source of this 2279-nucleotide messenger RNA. Its product is annotated as glucosamine 6-phosphate N-acetyltransferase-like. Gene Ontology annotation, molecular function: glucosamine 6-phosphate N-acetyltransferase activity. The record is from RefSeq and is a predicted model, not a curated record. Lineage: Eukaryota; Metazoa; Chordata; Ascidiacea; Stolidobranchia; Styelidae.